GUCUUUGCGUCCAGACGAGGAGCAAAGUGACAGGCCUUAUGCUGAUGGAGGACUAAUUAGACCCGCUUUUAUUUUCCUUUCAAGCAGGCGGCUGUCCCCGAGCACGUUCGUUAGCAAGUAGUCGAACGGUCGGCUGACCAGCCAUAGUGAAGGAGGGGAUAUAAAGACUCGGAUAUCAAAGUUCUUCCUUCUUCUCACCCACCUUCACUCCCUUUGACUUUGCUUCCGUUCCCCGAAAGUCCGGUUGCAAGAUGCCUUCUCACUUUGACACGCUCCAAUUGCACGCCGGCCAGGAGCCCGACCCGGGCUCCAACGCCCGUGCUGUGCCCAUCGUGGCUUCGACGUCGUUUGUGUUUAACAACUCGGAGCACGGAGCAAACCUCUUUGGUCUGCGCGAAUUUGGCAACAUCUACUCCCGCCUCAUGAACCCCACGAACGAUGUGUUUGAGAAGCGCAUCGCUGCGCUCGAGGGUGGUGUCGCCGCUGUGGCUGCCUCGUCGGGCCAGUCCGCCCAGGCCAUGGCACUCCUGUCGCUGGCCAGCGUUGGUGACAACAUUGUCUCGACGUCUUACCUCUACGGAGGCACCUACAACCAGCUCAAAGUUCUCUUUCCCCGAUUUGGUGUCACUACAAAGUUCGUCCAGGGUGACAAGCCUGAGGACUUUGCAAAGGCCAUCGAUGCAAAGACCAAGGCCAUUUACAUUGAGAGCAUCGGCAACCCACGAUACAACGUUCCCGACUUUGAGGCCAUUGCCAAGGUCGCUCACGACAACAAGAUUCCCCUUGUCGUGGACAACACAUUUGGCGCAGGCGGCUACCUCGUCCGGCCCAUUGACCACGGCGCGGACAUUGUCGUCCACUCAGCUACCAAGUGGAUCGGUGGCCAUGGCACCACGAUUGCUGGCGUUGUCGUCGAUUCUGGAAAGUUCGAUUGGGCUGCUUCGGGCAAGUUUCCCCAGUUCACUGAGCCUUCCGAGGGUUACCACGGCCUCAGGUUCUGGGACACGUUCAAGGCGAUCACGUAUGCCAUCUACGUCCGAGUCGUCGUUCUCCGCGACCUUGGCCCCGCUUUGAACCCCUUCGGCUCGUUCCUGCUCCUUCAGGGUCUUGAAACGCUGAGCCUGCGCGUUCAGAGACACGUGGACAAUGCCCUUGCGAUCGCCCAAUACCUCGAGAGCCACCCUAGGGUCUCCUGGGUCUCAUACCCGGGCCUUGCGAGCCACCCGAGCCACGAGCUCGCAAAGAAAUACCUCAAGAACGGAUUUGGCGGUGUACUCUCGUUUGGAAUCAAGGGCGAUGCAGCUGCAGGUUCGGCUUUCGUAGACAACUUGAAGUUGGCCUCUAAUUUGGCCAAUGUGGGCGACGCCAAGACGCUUGUUAUCCACCCUGCCUCGACGACGCACCAGCAGCUGACGGACGAGGAGCAGACAGCCAGCGGCGUGACCAAGGAUCUCAUCCGCCUCUCGGUCGGCAUUGAAUUCAUCGACGACAUCAAAGCUGAUCUCGAUCAAGCCUUUGCUGCCACCGCGAAUAUCAGCGGUGACAUCAAGACAGGCGGAAAGGGCCCGGCUCCCGGCCUCAGCGGUGCCGCCUAGAGGGUGAAGAGAAAUGGUGUUUUCAAUUUACCCCACUCUUUCCCAAGCUAAAAAAAUAGCUCUUGCAAUUCAGUGGGAGAAUGAAUCGCACUUACGUUGACAU
Molecule: messenger RNA, 1698 nt
Organism: Acaromyces ingoldii
Lineage: Eukaryota; Fungi; Basidiomycota; Exobasidiomycetes; Exobasidiales; Cryptobasidiaceae
Product: homocysteine synthase
Exons: 4
Coding region: 252-1595 (447 amino acids)
Biological process (GO): transsulfuration
Molecular function (GO): transferase activity, transferring alkyl or aryl (other than methyl) groups; pyridoxal phosphate binding
Source: RefSeq, a predicted model, not a curated record